AUGAUCCAUGCUGUGUUGAUAUUUAAUAAGAAAGGUCAGCCUAGACUGAUCAAAUUUUACACUCCAGUCGAUCUUCCGAAGCAGAAACUACUGCUUGAACAAGUUCAUGAGCUGAUAUCUCAAAGAAAUAGUGAUUUCCAAAGUUCUUUCCUGGUGACUCCACCAUCUUUACUUGGUGAGAGUGAUUCCUUAGAAGACGAAGAUAUCCAGAUAAUUUACAAGAACUACGCUACGUUGUUCUUCACCUUCAUAGUAGAUGAUCAAGAGUCUGAGCUAGCAAUUCUGGAUCUGAUUCAAACGUUUGUUGAAUCAUUAGACCGUUGUUUCUCCGAGGUUAGCGAACUUGACCUAAUCUUCAACUGGCAAACCCUAGAGAGUGUCCUUGAAGAGAUUAUCCAGGGAGGUAUGGUCAUAGAGACCAACAUUGUGAAUAUUGUGCGUUCAGUGGAUGAACUCAACAGGGCUUCUGAGCAAAAUGAUGGAGCUGUAGCUAGACUAGCCAGUACCGGUUUUGGAAGUGCACUUCAGGCGUUCGCGAGUGGUGGUUUCGCACAAUGGGCAUCAGGCCAAUAA
Molecule: messenger RNA, 573 nt
Organism: Torulaspora delbrueckii
Lineage: Eukaryota; Fungi; Ascomycota; Saccharomycetes; Saccharomycetales; Saccharomycetaceae
Gene: APS3
Product: Aps3p
Exons: 2
Coding region: 1-573 (190 amino acids)
Biological process (GO): vesicle-mediated transport; protein transport
Cellular component (GO): intracellular membrane-bounded organelle
Source: RefSeq, a predicted model, not a curated record